Messenger RNA from Lactuca sativa (garden lettuce), 666 nucleotides. RefSeq lists its product as uncharacterized. The record is from RefSeq and is a predicted model, not a curated record. NCBI's taxonomy places the organism in Eukaryota, Viridiplantae, Streptophyta, Magnoliopsida, Asterales, Asteraceae.
AUGGAUGUAUCUGAUGUUUCAAAGGAUGCUAACCUGCUGUUUGGCAUUCUUGAUAACAUGGUUAAGGAGGUGGAAGAGGAAAAUGUUAUACGAGUUAUCAUAGAUAACGCCUAUGACUAUGUUAAAGCGGGAAAGAUAUUGGAAGCCAAAAGACCACACCUCUACUGGACUCCAUGUUUGGCGCAUUGUAUUGAUCCUAUGUUAGAGGACAUUGACAAGAAAAACACCAAGGUGAAAAGUGAUUUGAAGAGACGUAUAUUGGCAAAUGGGUACAUAUAUACCCAUGUUCCUGUUGUAAACAUGAUGAGGAACUUUACCAUGCAUAUAAACUUGCAUAGACCUGCUAUUACCCGGUUUGCAACAUCAUUCAUCAGUUUGUCUCAAUUUCAUAAGCAAAAAGACAAUUUAAGAAAAUUGGUUUUAUCAAAAGAAUGGGAAAAAAGCAAGUGGGUUAAGGCUAAUGACCCAAAAACAAACAAGAUUAAAGGCUAUUUUAUAUCAGACUCAUUUUGGAGAAAUAUUCUCUAUUCUCUUAAGUUGAAUGGACCACUUGUUAAGGUCCUUAGAAUGGUAGACGGGAAAAAAAAGCCAACUAUGGGUUACAUUUAUGAGGCGAUGGAUCGAGCCAAGGAGACUAUUCAGAAAUCAUUUAUAAAAAAAGAGUAG